Molecule: messenger RNA, 2338 nt
Organism: Aplysia californica (California sea hare)
Lineage: Eukaryota; Metazoa; Mollusca; Gastropoda; Aplysiida; Aplysiidae
Product: 5-hydroxytryptamine receptor 1-like
Exons: 1
Coding region: 289-1632 (447 amino acids)
Biological process (GO): adenylate cyclase-activating adrenergic receptor signaling pathway
Cellular component (GO): membrane
Molecular function (GO): G protein-coupled receptor activity
Source: RefSeq, a predicted model, not a curated record
UCACCCCGUCGCAAAAAAUCUGGUAUCGAAAUGCAGAGAAAGAAAAUGCCUAUUAAUCUCACGUUUAAAUAUAUGUAAACAUUUAGUAUUGAGUACGGUACCAAUUACAACUUCAUGAGCUUCUAGAAUUUGCCUGCACAUGGCUGAAAUUAUAAAAGUACACAGAUACAGUGGCCUUUUCUAAGAUUUAAAAAAAAACCCAACUACUUGCAUUUUCUCUUUACAGAUCGGGGAAGAAAGCUGGGAAAAGGACAGUGACUAGUGUUACUCUAUAUUCAAGUGUCCACGAUGGAAACUUCUGAAAAGAGUGCACAUGGAUUGCCCCACACAGAAAAUGUUGUGUGGGCGCCUCCCGCAUACGAUGAACAGCACCACUUGUUUUUUUCUCACGGAACCGUCUUGAUUGGUAUCGUCGGGUCGUUGAUCAUUACUGUGGCAGUGGUAGGAAAUAUUCUUGUGUGCUUGGCAAUUUUCACAGAGCCUAUUCUCUCCCACAGCAAAAGCAACUUUUUUAUCGUGUCCCUGGCAGUUGCCGACUUACUGCUCGCUCUCCUGGUCAUGACGUUUGCUUUAGUCAACGACCUGUACGGUUACUGGUUGUUUGGAGAAACCGUCUGCUUCAUCUGGAUGUCUGCAGACGUCAUGUGCGAAACAGCGUCCAUCUUCAGUAUCUGUGUCAUUAGUUACGAUCGCCUGAAGCAAGUGCAGAAGCCCCUACUUUACGAGGAAUUUAUGACUGCCACUCGGGCUCUUUCGAUUAUUGCUUCAUUGUGGAUUUGUUCAUUUGUCGUGUCUUUUGUACCAAUAUUUCUGGAAUGGCAUGAGCUCUCGGUGGAAGAAAUCAAAGCCAUUUUCAAGGGUCGCAAUCCAUACAAAGACACGGUCAAGGAAAAUGUCACCAAUGUACAUAAGCCUAAUUUUUCUUCUGUACUCAAACAAACUUUGAGAACUGAACAAAAAGUGACCACAAAACCCGAGUGUCUUUUUGACGUGCAUUUCACCUACUCCGUCGUCUAUUCCUUCAUUUGUUUCUACAUACCGUGCACCUUAAUGCUGACAAAUUACUUACGCCUCUUUUUAAUUGCCCGAAAACAUCGGCACCGGAUCAAGAGCCUCGAGAAGACCAGCCUUCCACAGCCCGGCGAUGAAGGGCCACGCUCCCACCGUAAACGCUCAUCACAAGGCAGUAAAGCAGCCCGGACUCUCACGAUCAUCACAGGAACUUUCAUGGCGUGCUGGUUGCCUUUCUUUAUCAUCAACCCAAUUGCCGCAGUAGAUGAACACCUCAUCCCACUGGAAUGUUUCAUGGUGACCAUUUGGCUCGGUUAUUUUAAUUCUUGCAUCAAUCCCAUUAUCUAUGGGACGUCCAACUCCAAAUUCCGAGCAGCUUUCAAACGACUUCUGCGCUGUCGUUCUGUAAGGGAAAACGUUGGAAACGUCACCCGCAAUAGUUCGGUGUACAGGGCGUUCUCAUGGAUACGACCCAGCCUCAUAGAGGAAGGCUUAACACAAGGCCAAUGCUGUAGCAGUAGUCGUCGCGCCUUUGACAAAGGACAAGAUCAAACCAGCGUUGGGGUUGAUUACGUCAUAGAUGAUUUCCCAGCACCCCAGGCCAUCAUCGCAGAACUUUGAAGCCGCAUCAGCACCAUGACGUUGGAAAGCAAUGACGUUCUCUUCGGUUAUUUCCCAUUUCAGAAAAUUGUAUCGUCGAAAGCGUAGAUAUGAAAAAAAACCCAUUGUAGAGCAGAGAAAAGAAUGACGGCAUUGGAAUACAUUAUGUAGUUCCUUCUCAUACAACAAAUCCCUUAAUUUAAGCGAACAUGGGUUCGUAAAUGUUGACGAAAUACAUGUAUCAGCCAGAUGUGAAGAAUCGUAACGGUCAGGUGCAAUAGAUCAGGCGUUUUUUUGAUGACAUGCGUUUUUUUAGACAUGUCGAUUAAUGACAUGAUGUAUUGGCCAAAGUUGUUUGAAAAACAGAAUUCUCAUAAGUUCUUUUCAAACAUUCCUCGCGUUUUGUUUCAUAUGGAAACUGAAAGGGGACAGCUCCCUCGAUAUCACGAGGUACUAUAGGCCUACGUACGUGCUGAAGGCCCUAAAGAUCGAAUCCACAACUUGAUGUUCUUGAGUUCGGGUUGUUUGGGGAAGUUUGUCUUUUUAGGGUAGCUUUGAUCUCAUAACAUAUCAAACUCUAGCUUGUAGAACUUUUUGAGUUUGAAAUAAUCGCAAGCUUAAUGCUAUGUAGAUUUAGCUCCAUUUUGCCAGCUUUCUUUCUUGUGAACGUAUGGCAUAGAUACAAUGUAUCUAAUAUACGUGAAAACUGAACCUGAAAUUGUGCAGA